AUGAAAUUAUUAUCUCAAUUUAUUUCUAUAAUAAUUAUAUUUUUAAUAAUAUUUAUAAGUGUAAAUAAUUCUCAACAGCAGCAACAAGAAGAAGAUAUCAUUGCAGAGGAAGAACCAAAUGGUAUACCAAUUAAUUUGAAUAUUAUAUUAAUCGGAUUCGAUGGUAAUGGUGCAUUCGAAUAUAAUUUACCACCAGAAACCUUAAAUGAUCUUUUAGUUGAAACCUAUCCAAUUCAUUAUGUACAUUCAAUAUUCGAUUCAAAUUAUUUAAAACCAUAUAAUAAAGAUGAUGACAACAACAAUGGUAAUGCCAAUAAUAAUGAUGAUAUAGAAAAAGAUAAUAUUGGUAAAAGAUUAAUUUCACACUACGAUUUAAAAUACAAUGUAAUAUCAUCAAAUAGAAUCUCAUUAGAUUUAUAUGAACAAUUAUUGCAAAUCAAUAUGAAACCAAUUGAAAGCGCAACUCCAUCACAUGAUGGUGAAACUCAUUUAGUUGAAAUUGAAGUUUUAGAAUCUUAUUUUGAUAAUGAAAUUACAAAGAUUAAAUCAUCAUCAACUAACUCAAAUAAAGAUUAUAGUAUAAUAUUUAUAAAUCCAUCAAAAGAGAGAAUAUUAACAGGUAGAGCAUUAAAUAAUAAUGAUAAAACAGGAUUGGGAGAAUUUAAAUAUCAGUAUAGUAAAAAUGGUCAAAUCACAUCACCAUGUUGGAUAGGAUCAUCAAGAUUCAUUGUUAUAGAUUUAAGUGCAGGUCCAUUGAAAUAUGGUACAACAUUACAUAAAUCAUCUGAUGAAUACUAUUCAGAGGGUUCAAUUGGCCAUGACUCAAUACCAAGACUAAUUGAAUACUUUGUGAAGGAUGGCUACAGCGGCACUUCCAUUCAGGGUGCAUCACCAAUCGAAAUCAUCUCUCAUAUGUCUUCUUUGGUGAUUACCAGUAUUCAAAAUGUGUUUUUACAAGAUUGCAAAUUCAAUUAUGUACCAUUAUUUCAAAAGAUUUUAAUACCAAUUCUAAUUUUCAAAGAUUCAUCCUCUGUCAAUGUCCAAAAGGAUUUACUAGAUUUAGAAUUAAUUAAAAGACAAUCCAAAAAGGUAUUCCCAUUCUCCACGGUUGAAUUUGUAUUUGCAGAACAUUCAAUACAUGAACAUAAACAUAUUUCAAUGGCAUUUUCAAAAUCAAUUAAAUCUCAUUCCUCCUUUGAAAUGAAUCCAACCAAUGGUAAAUUCUAUUCAGUUAGAAAGAAUUAUUUAGAUAGUAAAGAAUUACUAUUAUCACUAAAACAAGAAGAUGACAUUUUAGCAAGUGGUUUAAUUGGUAAUGAUGUUUCACAAAUUCCAUUAAGUUUAAAAGUUUCAAAUAAUAAUAAUAAUAAUAAAAAUAGAAACUCACCAACACAAAAAUCAAAAAUUUUACCAGUUUAUAUUUUUGCUUUAACAUCAUCAUCAACAAAUAAUGAUACAAAUAAUUAUAAUAAUUUAUUACUUGAUAAAUAUCAUUCCUAUGCAAGUAAUCAAGAUGCAAUUGUUGUUUUAAUGUCAAAUCAUACAUAUAAUAGUACAUUUUAUAAAGGUAAUUUACCGGUACAAGUGAAUUCACUUUAUUCAGGUACAAGAAAUAUUAUUGCUGGUUUAGGUUCAUCUCAAGGUUUACUCGGACCAACUUUACAUUACUCUGAAUCUCAUAAUAGGUUGGUAAAUAAUUUCUUAUGGAGUUUUGGUUCAUCACCUUGGAAUUUAUUCAAUGGUCGUUCAAAUGAUGCUAGUAAUGCCUUCACUGGUGGUAGUGGUGAUAUCUCUCAAAUCUUUAUCGAUGCAAUCAUUCGUAAUACCAUUAUAACUUCAAUUCAAUCAUCUGAACAUAAUUUAAAUUUAGCAUUGAAUGAAAUCACUAAAUUCUCUUCAAAAUAUUUAAUUGAUUCAUUAGGUUUUGAAAUUGAAGAUAUCUCUUUGAAUAAAGGUAAUUUCAUAAUUGAUAGACUUUAUCAUACUCCACCUUCGAAAUUACCAAUUUUAAAAUCAAUUGUACAAAGAUUACAUAAUGAUUUAGAACAAAUUACAAAUGAAAUUACAAAUCAAAUUAAAUCAAUACCUUCUUAUUUAAAUUCAAAAGAAUUAACAUCUUCACAAAAAGAUAAAAUUUCACAAGAUUUGAUAAUGGUGGCAACUCAAGUUGUUGGAUUUUUAGAUUAUGUUCAUAAAGAGAUAUCAAAUGUUGAAACACAAUUACUUUGUUGUGCAAUCACUCAUGGUAAUUCAAAUAAAUCUGGUGGUUUCUUUGGUAAUAAUCUAAAUAUAAUAGUUGUUGUCGUUGCAAUCAUUAUCUCUGCAAUAGUUAUUAAAAUUGCAAAUGAACAAAUAUCAAAUGAUAAAAAGCCAUUACUUAUUAAUAGGAAUAGAAAUAGAAUUAGAUCAAAAAUAAAUACAAAUUAA
Molecule: messenger RNA, 2427 nt
Organism: Dictyostelium discoideum AX4
Lineage: Eukaryota; Evosea; Eumycetozoa; Dictyosteliales; Dictyosteliaceae
Product: transmembrane protein
Exons: 2
Coding region: 1-2427 (808 amino acids)
Source: RefSeq, a predicted model, not a curated record